Strongylocentrotus purpuratus (purple sea urchin) is the source of this 1928-nucleotide messenger RNA. It is a transcript of the gene nprl2, whose product is annotated as GATOR complex protein NPRL2. Gene Ontology annotation, molecular function: GTPase activator activity. Gene Ontology annotation, cellular component: GATOR1 complex; vacuolar membrane. The transcript has 12 exons. Gene Ontology annotation, biological process: cellular response to amino acid starvation; positive regulation of autophagy; negative regulation of TORC1 signaling. Lineage: Eukaryota; Metazoa; Echinodermata; Echinoidea; Camarodonta; Strongylocentrotidae. The record is from RefSeq and is a predicted model, not a curated record. The coding region runs from base 67 to 1242 and encodes 391 amino acids.
CUAAGAAGUUUACUAAGUUAGUAGUCUACUGUCACACCACAGCUAGAGCAAAUCAAAUAAUUGAUUAUGGCAGCAUUCCCUGUAGGUAAACUGAAAUGCAUCUUCUUCAGUGAAUUUCAUCCACAAGCUGGACCUAAAAUCACUUACCAGGUUCCAGAUGAUUAUAUUUCCAGGGAGCUGUUUGAUAUAUUCUCUGUCUAUAUCAUCCCAAAGCCUGAAUUACAAGACAAGCUUAUCACUGUUAAUGUUAAGCAGGGGAAGGUAAUUGGAUGGCCCAGCUGUAUCCGAGAUGAUAAAUAUGCCAGGAAUGAGUAUCUCUUCAACGUCUGUUUUGUGUGUGACUCAACCACAGACGUAUCAUCCUAUGAAACGCUAGUCAAGAAGCUAUCUGCCUACUUCACAACACUCGAGCUUGAGUGUGCUUUUCUAUCAAAUGAAGAAACCAAGUGCAGAGUGCCAGACAUUUUGGAGAAACUUUUGAGUCAUCUGAAUGAAUUUGGAAAAUGUUCCGUACCAAUAAAUGAUUCUAACACCAUUCAUCUGAAGAUUGUACCGCCUACCAAAGAACCUCAGUCAGUUUUAGAGCACCAUGUACCCAUGUUUCUCUGCAGUAAAGAACAUUAUGAAAACAAUCAAUGGGACCUCACCACGCAACAGAUUCUUCAAUACAUUGAUGGAGUUAAUCAUGUUCAAAGAAUAGCUGUAGAAGCAGAUGUUGAUUUGAAUCUUGUCAAGAUUUGCCUGCAAAACUUGCUGUACUAUGGAGUCAUCACUAUUGUUCCUAUCUUUCAGUAUUCCAAUGUGUACAUGGUACAGCCAUCCAUUAACACCCUAAUGGAAAAUACCCAGCUACAGAGAGAAUGCAUUGAAUACGUCACACUCCCAGGUCACAAUCCUCCAACGUUGAGGUCUGUGAUGCUGCUGUACAGCUCCCUUUGCCCAGGAAUGACUGUCAGAGAUCUGUGUAUGAGACACAACCCUAGAGCACUCAAUAUAUGUGAAAGACAUCUCAUUCAGUUUGGAGUUGUGAAAGGGCUGAUUAGAAGAUUACACAAGUAUCCUGUAAAGCUACAGACUGCAGACGGGCAACAUAACGGGCAACACAACGCUGGUAGAAAUCUAGACAGGUGGAUGCAAGGCAAGCUGAAUUUUGAUGAGAUUUGUUGUGGGACGGGAAUGAGUCACAAGGACCUCGAUGAGCAAGUGGAGAAAGAUGUGGAUGUUUCAGUCUGCUGGAAAUGAAGUGGUCUUUGAGAUCAAUCGAUGGACAAACCCUUCUUUUUUACAAGGACCUUGCUUGGUUGGUUUGUUUGUUUGUUUUACUCGGCUGCUAUUAAAGAAAGCAUGUGUCUGCUUGUAGAGGGGUAAGCAACUGGGGACCGAUGGCUUGAAGUCCUCUCUGAGAGAUUUGGUAUGAGGAUUAAUGCCUUGCCAAAGGGCAGUAGCGCAUCAAAUUGGUUUCGAACCCAGGACCUCCCGGUUACGAGACCACUGACCACCGCGCGUCACUAACGACCUUCACCAGCUCGAAGGAGGAAAAGGAUUUUCUGUCCUACGAGAUCUGUUGUGAGAUGGGACCAUGUAGUGCCACAAGGAUCGAGAUGAGCGAAGGAAGGAAGCUGCGGAUCUUCUAGUCUGCCGAAAUGAGAAUGAGGUCAAAUAAAUCCUGAGAAUUGUUGAGGGAACGACCUGUGUAGACCUAGACAGGCAAGUGGAGAAAAAAAGGCUUUGUGAAACACCUCUUUGCUGCAUGGACCUGUGACAAAUAGAUGUGGAAAGAUUUGGCUACUUCAGUUUGCCGGAAAUGAUGAUUAAUAAGAUCUUCUUUCUCCUCAUUAUGAAUGCAUACAAUGAAAUGUAUUUACAUGUAGAAGCAAGGGUGUCGAUUUGUAUCCGUGGUUGGGGGGGAUGAUAGGUGCCAAAAUAUU